AUGCUAUUCAAGGAUUUGACAGAGCUGCCGCCACCGCGGUAUGCGAUGGACGAUGAUGAGGAGGAGAUCCCAAUGGUAGAGACCGAGUACGAAUUGACGUUGGAAGGCGGAGUGGGCUCGCUAAACACGCUGAUUGUGGUUGCGCCCCAGGUAAUUGGAUUGAGAAGUGAGCUAACGCGAACGCUGCUGGCGUCGGUGAUUUUGACAAUAACGCAAACGACAGCACAACAUUAUGCACAGGAUUUUGAUGAACAGGAAGUAGACUUUGAAUUGAGCAGAAACAGCCGCACCAUCAAAGCAUCUAUUCACAGCGGUCCCGGCAACUCUGCUCUACUGGCAUUGCCCAUACUAGGCGCGGCAGAGGCGGCUUUCUUCGCCAAAAGUUUGAUGAGCAAACUCACCACCGAGCAAAUCAUUGUUGCGGCUCCUGGCACAGUGUUUGAUGGGGUGCCAGUGUGCUGCGUGGGCACAAGCUCUGCCCAAAUGCCCGCCGGUGUUCCUGCAGCAGUUCCGCCAGUGAUCAUACAAGGGGCCGCGGCGGCAUUUUUGUCACAGGCACAGCAGCGCGGGAUGCCCGCAGUAGGUUAUAUUGUUAGCAGCGACGGGCCCAUGAAUCACGAGGCCAUUCUUCCCUCCCAUUACGAUGCAUUACGACAGGCUCUUCACGGUAGUUUAGACAUUGAUCCCCAAGCAGGACCUGAGGUAUCUACAUUGUACGUUUAA
Wickerhamiella sorbophila is the source of this 723-nucleotide messenger RNA. RefSeq lists its product as hypothetical. NCBI's taxonomy places the organism in Eukaryota, Fungi, Ascomycota, Dipodascomycetes, Dipodascales, Trichomonascaceae. The transcript has a single exon. The record is from RefSeq and is a predicted model, not a curated record. The coding region runs from base 1 to 723 and encodes 240 amino acids.